Marchantia polymorpha subsp. ruderalis is the source of this 2162-nucleotide messenger RNA. Lineage: Eukaryota; Viridiplantae; Streptophyta; Marchantiopsida; Marchantiales; Marchantiaceae. The record is from the annotation of a GenBank genome assembly.
GGGCCGGGACCCGGAGCGAUGGCGCAAGGUCCCGCUCUGUGCUUCUCUUGCACAUGCGCUUCUCUUGCGUUGGGAGUCGUCCUCGAUCGAUGGCAGGCCCCGGGUUACCAGCUGCUGUGCUGCUCUGGGCUGGGCGAAGCGAUCGCAGUAUUUCAUGUUGUAUCUUGUCAAGUAUUCGCAGGACGUGGGGAUUUGCAAACGAGGGCUGCUGCUUGUGGGUACAUGAUGGGACCUUGAGGCUUACUGUGCUAUUCCAGUCACAUCUAAGGCUUGGUACUGUUUGAGGAGGAGGGUUAAUGACCACGGGCUGCUGGAGCAACAGUCGUGGAGGAUGGUGCCAAUCUGGUGCCAGCACUUGUCAUGCUGCUGAAUGUGGCUGCGCUGGCGGCUGCUUCUUCUUCAGAGAAAAACACCGGUUUGUGGGCAAAAAGCCUAUGGCGAACUAUUAUGCUUCUUCUUAUCCGCCGAUGCAAUAAAGAUGGCGGCCAGGUAGAGAAAGAGAGAGACUAGAACAUUCUUCCGUGCAUCGAAUCAUGCUUUCGUUGUCCUUUCUGGCCCGGUUCUGUUCUCAGUGUGAUGGGGCCUGUCUUCAUGCUUGCGUUCAAAAUAUAGCACCGGCUAUCGAAGGUAGCGUCGAAGAGGUAGGCUGCCAAAGAGCAUUAGAUUACCACACAUGGGGCCAUUCUGCUGAGCAUCAACCACGUCGCUUAUCAGUCCUCUAAAUUCGGGUUUCCAAAGAAGACCAUCGAUCGCUUUGUGCGGCAUGCGGAAAGUUGCUCAGUCCUCCAGUUGAUCAGUUCGCCAGCGACCAUCGCCGAGGCAUAUUCUCGGAGCGAACGGCCGUCUGCGAUUGUCCAACCAAGAAAUUGCCAUUGCAGUGCACAAAUUGCCAAAUCGUGCUUCAGGUGACCUGUUGUUGACCUUGGACCUUCAGCAGCAGGAGCCAGUGGCCUGUCCACAUAGCGGAAGGGUCUAAAAUGUGCAGCGCUCUAGACCUGCUAGGGCAAGGGACUAUUAUCACCUACCGAGACACAAUGAUUUAACAAUGAAACAUGCUGCUGGCUGGGGGUGAGUCGUUGUGAGUGGACUACUUGAAGUUUUGGAAGUCUUUGAGAACAUACUUCAAGCUGCUGGAAUGCACGACUCUCUAUGUUUCUUCAAGCUGCUUUCUUGUCUUGUAGGAGAAUUAAUCUCGAGCAAUGAGGGAAACACGAGGCCCAAACAAAACUAUAAUUCUGUGGCACAAACUCCUUCCACUUUGUUAGCAAGAACAAUCGUCUCAUCUCUCAAAAAGUGGGUUUCUAGUUUGCAGUGUCGAGAAGAUUGUGGUGCACUUACAUGUGUGAGCUGCCGAGAUGUUGGGUGGCUAUUUCGAUAACAACAUCUUAUCGGGGGGCGAGCAGGUUGCCCACUUCGGUCUGCUUUCUAGGCAGACAAUAACCAGUUGCGCACAUAACCUUACACGGUGUAAGAGACCUACAAAACAACCGGCAAAUCCCAUAUUCCCAGGCCAGAAACAGGUCGUCACUUGUGAAUGGUCUCUACUUGAACCUCUUUCCUUCUACCUAGGGGCUAUGUCCUCAUUUCCAAAUCGGUUUUCGGGAUUCGUAGACAUCCAAGCUGCGUGUAAACUGCCCGCAUGGCCUCUGACUAUACCCUCCAUCCUUCGGUGCUCUAAGCCCAUCUCAGCUAACAAGGCCAGCUAGUCACACACAACAUAACAUUGUGAGUUUCGAAAAGCGUAUAAUUUCUAGGCAGCGACAAUUGCAAGAUCAGUUUUGGCGAAGUCACUUAACAAGAGGACAUCCCUCUGCAUCCCUUAUGUCGAUUGUUCGCCACUCUUAGGCCUCUCGUUGGCCAAUAAAAGCCUGGGAACAUGGUGCUAAACUCUCGCUAACCAGAACUCACGGACAUUCUACCUUCCGAGCGCAUGAUUUACGAUUUCGCGUAGUCUCCUCACCAAAAUGGUCGAGGUUACGAUCAACACCACCCAAGAAUCGCAUCGGGAAAGUCACGGAAUGGAGCAGUCGACGCAGGCUGUGAAGAUCAAUACUCAUGGCCGAGGCAGAACCCAAUCAGGGUAAGAGUUAUGUUCGAGCCUUCCGGUGAGCCUACUACCUGCGUGCGUCAUUAAAAUGCAUACCGUGGGAUCUGAAAGUCAA